Cyanistes caeruleus (blue tit) is the source of this 1422-nucleotide messenger RNA. NCBI's taxonomy places the organism in Eukaryota, Metazoa, Chordata, Aves, Passeriformes, Paridae. The record is from RefSeq and is a predicted model, not a curated record.
AAGUAAGUCUAAUAUGGGUUGGACACCUCUUCACCUUGCUUGCUACUUUGGACAUGCUGUUGUGGUAGAGGAUUUGCUGAAGGCUGGUGCAGAUGUGAAUGUGCUGAAUGACAUGGGGGACACUCCACUCCAUCGUGCAGCUUUCACAGGGCGUAAGGAGGUGGUGAUGUUACUCUUACAGCAUAAUGCUGAUCCUUCUAUUGUUAACGGCAGUGGAGAGACUGCAAAAGAAGUUACUCAUGACAAGGACAUAAGGAAUAUGUUGGAAGCAGUGGAAAGGACACAAGAAAGGAAACUGGAAGAACUCCUCUUAGGAGCAGCGAGAGAGGGGGAAACAGGGAAAUUGACUGCCUUGUUAAACAAGCGGAAGCCACCUGAUAUCAACUGUACAGAUCAGAUGGGGAACACUCCCUUGCACUGUGCAGCGUACCGUGCUCAUAAGCACUGUGCAUUGAAACUUCUAAAAAAUGGAGCAGAUCCUAGAAUAAAAAACAAAAAUGAUCAGACACCCCUUGAUCUAGCCCAAGGUGCAGAAAUGAAACUGAUACUGGCAGGUAAAACUGGAAAGGUUAUCAACAAGCCCCUGAGACGAUAUGAAGGUCUCCUAUGGAAGAGCUCACGGUUUUUUGGUUGGAAACUCUACUGGAUAGUUCUAGAACACGGAGUGCUUUCCUGGUAUCGGAGACAAGCUGAUGCAGUGAACAAUGAUCAUCGUCAGGGAUGCAAGCAUCUAACACAAGCUGUCUGCACGGUAAAAUCUACAGACAGUUGCUUCUUUUCUGUCAGAUGUUUUGAUGACACUGUUCAUCGUUUCAAGAUUCCUAAAAAUAGCCUUCCUUCUCAAACUAGAGAGAGCUGGCUGGAAGCAAUAGAAGACCACUCUGCAUAUAGCACUCAUUACUGCACACAGGAACAGCUGAGUAGUGAUGAUGAAGAUGAUGCAAUAUCUGUUACAGACCUACAGGACACUCUGAAAAAAGCACAAGCAUGCCAACAAAGACUCAGUAAAGAGGUUUCAGACUUCCUUGCAAUGGUUAAAUCUUUGGAUGCUACAAAAGGAAUAUCUUCUCCCCUCCUGCAGAAAGUUGAUGUGGUCUCUGAAGUAUCCCAGGAAACAUGUGAGGCUCUGUCUGAGUGCCUCACCCUAUUCACAAAGCAAGAAGGGCUUGUGCUCAUGCCUUCCUGUCCUGCCACUGGGUACUACUGAGAAGAGCCAGGCUCCAGUUGUCUUUGCAUCCUCCCUUCAGGAAAUGUCUUAUCAACUUACCCAGGGCCUGGCUGAAGUCUGCUGGCUGUUGCCUGGAGUAAGAGUAAGGACAAAAACAGUGUCUCAGAGGAAAAUCAUCCCUAAGAAGGGGCAAUCUUCAUAAUGCUCCAAGUCCCUCUAAAAUCUGAAGUAAAAGUGGGAUUUUUGCAUCUGUA